This is a messenger RNA of Penicillium odoratum, 1689 nucleotides long. RefSeq lists its product as uncharacterized. NCBI's taxonomy places the organism in Eukaryota, Fungi, Ascomycota, Eurotiomycetes, Eurotiales, Aspergillaceae. Bases 1 to 1689 code for a protein of 562 amino acids. The record is from RefSeq and is a predicted model, not a curated record. The transcript has 2 exons.
AUGUCCACCAUGACCAGUCUUGAAAGGAGUUUAUCCACCGCCUCCAGCACCUCCCUCUCCAUGUCGCCACGCCUAUCUGUCGGAGAACACACACCACUCGGGUCGGAACCGUCGCUCAUCAAUCUCCAUGACCGUGUCAACCAACUGGACUCGCGCGUCCUUGAGCUCCGAUCCAGUCUCAUGACAAAAGAUGCCUAUGUCGACCGCCGAAACCGUGAAGAUGAUCAUAUUCGACGUGAAUUCUCCAACCAGAACGCUACCUGCCAUCGCAUCGACUUGAACGUUAUCGCUCUUCGCACAGAUGUUGAUCGGUUACAGAAAGAUGUGGAUCGAAUUCGCUCUGAUACUGCACUGAUCAGCGAUCUUCAAAUCACUACUAAUCAGCUCUCGCGACGGAUUGAGUAUUUGGAGUCUCGAUCUCAUACUUUGGAAACUCGAUUUGAUUCCAUGGACACUCGAUUUGAUGACUUGGAGUCUCGCAUGAAUUCUAAAUUUGAUUCUGUGAACUCUCGGAUUGAUUCCUUGGAGUCUCGCAUGGACUCUCGAUUUGAUUCCAUGGAACGUAUUCGUUUCAACUCUCUCGCCCUGACAAUACACGCCAAUAUCAACCCUGUUCCUAUCUUUGUGGAUGGCUCUCUGAAAUAUCCACAUUAUUUCCCUCGCACAGUUUGGCGAUUUUGGUGCCUCAAGAAGCCUAGCAGAGUUCAUCGCCUGGUCGAACUUGCCGAAUUCUACAAAAUUGAAGGUUAUCAGAGCUGGAGUCGCAUGCAUGCAGACAUGUUUGCCAAUGAUAGCGACUCAAGUGAUGCCAGUGAUUACGAAAUUACACGUGCUGAAGCUGUCCGUCGGUUUCCGGAGGCGGCCCACCAAGCUUUGGCGGCCAUUCUCGGUCUUGUAUACUACAAGAUCCGUAAGCACGUGGGCGAAGGUCCCAAUGCCGCGGCUAUGGCUCCUCGUCCUCAGAAGCGUCGACAAGAGGAGGUCGCCUCAACAAGCGGCAGUUCUAAGUCUAAGCCUGUGAAAAUGCCCCGCCGACCCAGCGUUUCUGAUUCCUUCAUGCAAGCUCUGAUCCAUGGAACUGAUCCACCAUAUGAUGAAGAAACUUCUGUGUCUGCACAAUCUGCGAUAUUGGGCUGGCAAGCUUUCUCCGAUGUGUCAGAAGAAGCCAGGAACAAACUACAAUCUAUGGACCCCAAUGAUCUCAAUGCUUUGUUCCGUGCUGUGGAGCAGGGUCGACGCACUUUGAAGCCUAGUCGAUCUGAGAUGAUGAACAGGUCACCCACUGAAUCGAAGGCCAGCAACAAUCCCUUCCGGAAAGCGACUGAGCCCGCUCGGGAAGAGGUGGCACCCGCUUCGGGACCAGUUCCCACUGAACGUGCCACAUUCUCCUCUUCGCAGAAGAGCAGUAGGGCUCAAUCUAACCCUGUACCUACCUCGGGACCGAACCUUGUCCCAACCGAGCCUGCCACCUUCUCUUCACAGAGUCAAAGCAGGGCUCGACCUGCGGUUCCGAGCCUGGUUCCUACUGAACCGAACACUGCCCCUACUCCGGGAUAUCAUCUUAUUCCCACUGAGCCUGCCACACCCUCUUCCCAGGGUAUCGGCAAAAGACAGACUUCCAAUGACGUCCUACCAACUGCUUCUGAUUCAGACAGUUCAACUACCUCGUAUUCGGAUAGUUCGUCAUGA